Molecule: messenger RNA, 516 nt
Organism: Nymphaea colorata (pocket water lily)
Lineage: Eukaryota; Viridiplantae; Streptophyta; Magnoliopsida; Nymphaeales; Nymphaeaceae
Exons: 1
Coding region: 1-516 (171 amino acids)
Source: RefSeq, a predicted model, not a curated record
AUGGACAUAAUGUUCCUGGAUGCAAAAAAGAAACGUGAAAGGCACGCCAACAAAGUCUCCGAGCCCUCACAAAACCUGGAUGCUUCCCUAGUAAAUGUGUCAAUUUUGGAGCUUGCGCAGCAUGAUGCAAGCAUAAAGGAGGAAAGGCUAAAGGAAGAUCUAGCUCUUGUUGAUGCAGAUACGGAAAACUUUGAAAAGAAAAUCAAGCAAUUGGAAAGUGAACUAGAUAAGACAACUUUAAGGAACUUAGAACUAGAAGAAGAGCUAAAAGUGAUCUUAGAGAAAUGUUCUGAGUACGAGGGUCUUGCCAACACAAAUGAAAAGAGACGUCUUGAGCUUGAAGGGCUCAUCCAAAUAGCAAAUUUCAAAACAGAGGUUGUAGAAUCAAAACGUGAAACAUAUGCUUUCAAGAUUUCUGAACUUUCGAGCAAGUUAGAGGCUUCUGUAGCAAAAGUGUCAAGUUUGGAGCACUCAUUGCAUGACACAAACACUAGGGCCCGUUUGAUGGGCGGGUGA